Messenger RNA from Pelobates fuscus (common spadefoot toad), 1558 nucleotides. Its product is annotated as cytochrome P450 2K1-like. The transcript is spliced from 10 exons. The record is from RefSeq and is a predicted model, not a curated record. Gene Ontology annotation, molecular function: iron ion binding; oxidoreductase activity, acting on paired donors, with incorporation or reduction of molecular oxygen, reduced flavin or flavoprotein as one donor, and incorporation of one atom of oxygen; heme binding. The coding region runs from base 86 to 1558 and encodes 490 amino acids. Gene Ontology annotation, cellular component: cytoplasm; intracellular membrane-bounded organelle. Lineage: Eukaryota; Metazoa; Chordata; Amphibia; Anura; Pelobatidae. Gene Ontology annotation, biological process: xenobiotic metabolic process.
CUUUUACGGAGGAUCCACCAACAUAACCAAAAACAAAGUUGAGUUUCUAGUCUUGUUUUUUUUUUUUAGCAAAACAAGUAUUCAUAUGGAUCCGAUCACAAUAUUUCUUUUUGUUAUACUCUGUAUAUGUUUCCUACAUAUUUACUAUGGUCGAAGUGGAAGCAUUAAUCGAAAGUUUCCCCCGGGACCAAAACCAUUACCACUCAUUGGAAAUAUGCACAUAAUAAAUAUGAAGAGACCUUUCAAAACAAUGUUAGAGUUAUCUGAGAAAUAUGGCUCAGUGUUCACCAUUCAGAUGGGAAUUGAGACAAUGGUUGUGCUUUGUGGAUAUGAGACAGUAAAAGAUGCUCUUGUUAACCAUGCUGAUGAAUUUUCUGGAAGACCGAAAGUACCAAUAUUUGAAGAUAUGAGUCAAGGACAUGGUGUUAUAUUUUCCCGUGAUGACAACUGGAAGAUAAUGCGACGAUUUACUCUUUCAACAUUGCGAGAUUUUGGAAUGGGAAAGAAAAUAUUAGAACACAAGAUAAAUGAAGAAUGUGAUCGAUUAGUAGAAAGGUUUCAGUUAUACAAAGGAAAGCCGUUUGAAAACAGAAUGAUAUUAAAUGCUGCUAUAGCCAACAUUAUCAUAUCCAUAGUUAUGGGCCAUCGCUUUGACUAUGAAGAUCCUAUCAUUUUAAGACUGACACAUUUAGUAAAUGAAAACACUAGACUUGUGGGACAACCUAUGACACUGCUCUACAACACCUUCCCAUCUCUGAUGCGCUGGUUGCCAGGAGGUCACAAAACCAUUGUUAAAAAUAUAAACGAAAUUAAAGAUUUUGUUACUAAGACGUGUAAAAGCCUCAAGAAACAACUUGAUGUCAAUGACCAGAGUAACCUAAUUGACACAUUUCUGGUCAAACAACAAGAGGAAAAGUCGAACCAUGAACUAUAUUUCCACAAUGAAAAUCUACAAGCACUUGUCCUUGAUUUGCUUGGUGCUGGGAUGGAGACCACCACUACAACGCUUAGAUGGAGUCUUCUCUUAAUGAUGAAAUACCCAGAAAUCCAAAAAAAUGUCCAAAGGGAAAUUGAGAAAGUGAUCGGAUCCUCACAGCCUCAAACUGAGCACCGCAAAGCAAUGCCAUACACUGAUGCUGUUCUUCAUGAAAUCCAAAGGUUUGGUGAUAUUGUACCAAGUAAUCUGCCACAUAUUACCACCAAAGAUGUCACAUUCAGAGGAUAUUUUUUACCUAAGGGGACCCAUAUCAUUCCACUGCUGACAUCCGUACUGAGAGAUAAGAAGCACUUUAAGAAACCAGAAGAAUUUUACCCUGAGCAUUUUCUAGACCCUAAAGGAAAUUUUAUUAAAAAUGAUGCAUUCAUGCCAUUUUCUGCAGGCCGUAGAAGUUGUGCUGGAGAGAAUUUAGCAAAAAUGGAGUUGUUCCUGUUCUUCACGCGGCUACUGCAGAAAUUCACUUUUCAGCCCCCACCUGGAGCGGACCUUGAUCUCACUCCUGAACUUGGGUUUACGAAAAGUCCAAAGUCAUAUGAGAUCUGUGCUUUGCCUCGCAAUUGA